AUGUAUUUAACCACCACACUCGCUCCGGCCCCCACCACCUCAAACUUCUCUUCGCUUCAAACUAUAAAUUUACAGAGAAAACCACUUCCACCAAUUCCACAGAGACAAGUGCAUCAACAACAAACACAAUAUAAUAAUAUACAGCGAUUAGAUCAACAACAUUAUACUUCAAGGGCUCAACAGCAACAGAAAUCCACGAUGCAAUAUUACACAGAACAGCCACCACCACCUCCUCAAAAGUCUAAUAAUCAUAACAUAACCAAGAAUCCUUCGAUAAUAUCUCAAGAGGUUUCGUUACUGGAGCAAGUACCUGUGGAGCGCGCGACAGAAUUCGCCUCUCAUAUGACUUGCUUCCUGUGGUUCGGUGAUUACUUGAUGGAUCCUCACACUCCCUCAAUAAUAGCUCCACCACCACCCCCAGGUGGGAAUGGUCACAGGAGGUACGCUGAAUACAAACCAAGGGACGCGUUUAAAAAGUUUUGUAAAGACGUUAUCUCUGCCACUCAAGUCUCCCAUUCCGUGAUCCUCUUAUCCCUACUUUACAUUCAUCGAAUGAAGAUCAAUAAUCCCACAAUCAAGGGUCAGAGUGGUUCCGAGUACAGGACAUUCACCGUCGCUCUCAUGUUGGCAAACAAAUUUUUGGAUGAUAACACCUAUACAAACAAAACAUGGUCUGAAGUUACAAACAUUCCGGUUUCAGAGAUUAAUACGAUGGAGAUGGAAUUCUUGAGUUCGUUGGAUUACGAGUUGUACGUUUCCGAACAACAAUAUUUUGAAUGGUUGCGAAAGAUGGACUCUUUCAUCGCGUCAGGCGAAAACGAUGAUAACUCGCCCGAUUGUGCCAUGAUUGUACCACAGCAAGUCCAAUAUUCACAAUCAUAUUUAUCUGCCGAACAGGCUUUUGACGGGAUCAUGGUAUCACCGCCGAAAAGGACCAGUUUAUAUCCAGUUUACACGAGCGUUCCGGCUUCACAACAAUUGGUUGUUCAAUCAUCACAACCACAAUAUACUCAAACGAUCGCGUACCCAACCCCACCAUCGAGCUCCGGUGCCACUCAACAAGUUACUUAUUAUAAUCUCCCAACGACCACCUCAAAUUCAUCGUCCGUGAUGUACACAACCAGUCAUUCUUCGCGAAGGCAGCAACCUCAGCAGGCGAAUUAUGAUGUUCGCUCUUCAUAUUCAACAAGUGUUCCCGUGAGAACUUCUCAAGCUCAAUACACAACUUUCAUAAAUCCGAUGGUGUACAUCACCGCUAGACGAAUGCAAUCAAAUCUCAUCAACUCAAGACCGGGAUCUUCUGGUUUCCCAAUUAAUAAUUUGUCAUUUCCAACUACCGUAGUGUAA
Molecule: messenger RNA, 1347 nt
Organism: Funneliformis caledonium
Lineage: Eukaryota; Fungi; Glomeromycota; Glomeromycetes; Glomerales; Glomeraceae
Source: the annotation of a GenBank genome assembly